Salvelinus sp. IW2-2015 is the source of this 1628-nucleotide messenger RNA. Its product is annotated as ammonium transporter Rh type B. Gene Ontology annotation, biological process: ammonium homeostasis; ammonium transmembrane transport. Gene Ontology annotation, cellular component: plasma membrane. Lineage: Eukaryota; Metazoa; Chordata; Actinopteri; Salmoniformes; Salmonidae. The record is from RefSeq and is a predicted model, not a curated record. Gene Ontology annotation, molecular function: ammonium channel activity.
AAACAGAGGGUAAAGUAGCUGCUCUUCCUUGCCCAAUGGGACAUUCCAGUUUCACGUAGAAGGGGUUGCGCGCAGACAAUUCUGUUUUGGAACCAUUUGGUCAUUUUUGGUUAGAAGCGCCGAUGGCUCCCCAAUAUGCACAGAGUCUCCGCUUUCGUCUGCUGCCUCUGCUCUUUUUUCUGCAGACGGGAUUCAUCGUAGUAUUUCGUUAUGUUGAAAUUGAACAAAAUGUACAAACUAAACAACAUGCAUUCACCAACUAUUACGCAGAAUUUCAGGAUGUUCAUGUGAUGGUGAUUCUGGGUUUUGGCUUUCUGGCCACAUUCCUGGUGCGGUACAGCUUCAGUGGAGCAGGAUUUACCCUCCUAGUGGCAGCCAUGGCUGUCCAGUGGGCAGUUAUCCUGAACGGUGUUGAGUCUAUGUAUCACAKAGGAAAGAUCGGGAUAAAUAUGAGAAGCUUGGUUGUUGCAGAGAUGUGCACAGCUUCCUCCCUCAUUGCCAUAGGUGCUGUCCUUGGGAAGACCAACCCUGUCCAUCUCCUUCUUAUUGCCCUGUUGGAGAUAUCUGGAUUUGUGCUGAAUGGCUGGCUACUCCAGACAUUCCUAAAGGUGCAKUUUCUGAAUACCAUCAUGCUGCUCCACAUCUUUGGGGCCUUCUUUGGACUGAUGUUAUCAUGGGUCCUGUACAGACAGGGAUCCGAGCAACAGCAUGAGAAAGAGAAAAUUGACCGCAAGACCGGUCUGUUCUCUGUAAUGGGGACUCUGUUCCUGUGGAUGUUCUGGCCCAGUUUUAACUCUGUGCUGGUAGAGGUUGAUCAUCUUGACAGGGGGAGGAACCUGAGAGCUGUCUACAGCACCUACCUGGCCCUGGCAGUCAGUGCCGUCACAGCUGCUGGUUUCUCUGUCCUCACUAGUCCCCAAGGGAAACUCAACCUGUUUCAUAUUCAGAGAUGUACUUUUGCUGGUGGUGUUGCUAUUGGGGUUGCUAUGUCAGCUGUUCAUUUGCCGUGGGUAGCUAUGGCGAUUGGAUUUGCUGCUGCACUGAUAUCAACCUUGGGAUCCCGAUACAUUAAGCCCCUCAUGCUGUUUGCGUUUGAGUGUCAUGACACCUGCGGAGUCCUUAGUGUCCAUGGUCUGCCUGGAAUCCUGGGGUGGAUGGUUCAACUUCUCCUACAGAUUGCUGACUCUGAUGAUCUCACAACGGCCGUCCGAUUUGCUGUGUUCCACAUUUGCACGCUCCUCAUCACCCUGAGCCUGAGCAUGAUUCUGGGACUCAUCACAGGUUUUCUUCUGAAAUGUGAUUUCUGGAGGCCACCCCAGAACAAGAAAUGCUUUGAUGACCAGGCCUUCUGGGAGUUUCCCCACCUAGCAGGGAAAAGGUGAGAGGUUGGAAAAGAAAAAAGGAACAAGUGUUGAGUGUCAGGAGAGCAAUGAACCAAUGCAUCAUUUCAACCAUACAAUAUUCCCAUGCAUCUUCAGCUUAUUACAUUUUUCAAAAUGUGUAGUAUGUGAAAACUGCACUGGAAUAUGUGAUUGUGAUUAUUUUGUGUUAGUCAAACUUUAAAUAUUAGCCAAGAGAAGAGAGAAACUGGCCUGUGAGAGCUGCGAAUAAAGACUUGUCAUCUCGUA